UUCUUUUUAUUACCAUUUCGCCACUCCUCUGUCUCUCUUACUCUCACCCAUCAUCAUCAUCAUCAUCAUCAUCAUCGACCUCCCUCGCUUUCCAUGGCUUCUGUUGCUCAGUCUUCCACUCAGACUGUGUCAACUGGGGUUGUUAACUCUGAUGCCAAUGUGUUCCAGUUGAUCCAAGCUCACCAGGAAAAGGCAGCUCGGCUUCCUCCGGUUGAGGAAAUUAGAACCGUGCUUGACCAGAGCAGGCACGGCAUGCUUUCAACUUUUUCUCAGUUGGCACAACUGAAGGGUGUUGUUCGUGAUGUUAGGGUAGGAUUGCUCGUGGUUGUUAUCAGCAGAGUUAUGACUUUAUAUUUAACACUUCUCGUGGAAGGAUGGGAGAAGCAUGGGGGUUAUCCGUCUGGGUCAAUGGUUGAUUUUGCAUGCGAUGCUGAUGGAUCUCCAAUAGUAGCAGUCAGCAGCUGGGCAGUACAUGCUAAGGACCUAAUAGCCAAUCCCAAAUGCUCAUUGCUUGUUGCUAAAGAUCCUGAAGAUAGGAAUGAUUUAGUAAUCACCCUGCAUGGUGAUUCCAUUCCUGUUUCUGAGAAAGAUGUAACUGCUGUUCGAACAGCAUAUCUGGCAAAGCAUCCUGAUGCAUUCAGGGUUGACUUUGGUGAUUUCCAAUUUAUGCGCAUUGAACCAAAAGCUGUGCAAUAUGUGUCAGGAGUUGCAUCUACUUUGCUUGGAUCUGGCGAAUUCAGCAAAGAAGAGUACCAGACUGCUAAAGUUGAUCCAAUUGCUCAAUUUUCUAAACCUGUUGCGUCUCACAUGAACAGAGAUCAUGCUGAAGAUACAAGACUCAUAGUGCAACACUCAACUUCAAUUCCGGUGGACUCUGCUUAUAUGCUGGAUGUGGACAGUCUUGGAUUCAAUGUUAAGGCUGUUUAUCAAGGAAAUACUUACAAGCUUCGAAUUCCUUUCCCUAGACGUGCAGAAGAGAGAAAGGAUGUAAAGACUCUGGUGAUAGAGAUGCUUCAAGCUGCGAAGUCUUAAAUUAAAUGAUUCCUUGCUGAACAGAGAGAGGUUUCUUUAUUCAAAAAUUCAGCCAUGAAAGAAAAUGUCACUCUUAAGCAUGAAAACCUUGUCUUGUUCUCAAUGUGAUCAAAUUACGAGUCUUGUAAACAUCUUAUGUGCUUGUAUUGCUCAUUCAAAAAACAACUACGAUUUUUUGAGGGCAUGAAUAAGAGCUUUUGUUUUUUGGCACA
Populus euphratica (Euphrates poplar) is the source of this 1244-nucleotide messenger RNA. RefSeq lists its product as uncharacterized. The coding region runs from base 94 to 1032 and encodes 312 amino acids. The transcript is spliced from 13 exons. The record is from RefSeq and is a predicted model, not a curated record. Lineage: Eukaryota; Viridiplantae; Streptophyta; Magnoliopsida; Malpighiales; Salicaceae.